Messenger RNA from Purpureocillium lilacinum, 1743 nucleotides. RefSeq lists its product as uncharacterized. Gene Ontology annotation, cellular component: Rpd3L complex; Rpd3L-Expanded complex. Gene Ontology annotation, biological process: negative regulation of silent mating-type cassette heterochromatin formation; negative regulation of rDNA heterochromatin formation. Lineage: Eukaryota; Fungi; Ascomycota; Sordariomycetes; Hypocreales; Ophiocordycipitaceae. The record is from RefSeq and is a predicted model, not a curated record.
AUGGCACCCCCUUCGCCGCGCCGAUCCUCGAGAGCCCGCGCGACGAAUUCGCAAUCCCAACAGUCCUCCGUGUCCUCUGGGACCUCUGGCCGCCACGAGCGGAGCACCAGAUCCCACCACAAGCCCCCGUCGGGCAAGUCGACGCCCAGCGCCUCGCUGUCGUCGGAACCGCUCGACGACCUCGACGACACCCUCCUCAGCCGGAGACGCAAGCGCGGACAGGAAGACGACCCCGACAAAACCCCCCGCAUUGAAAACACAAUCGUCAUGGCCAAUGGAACCGACGACCUCCAGGACGAGGAGGACGAGGCGGUCCGCUGCAUCUGCGGCUCCGAGGACUACCCGGGCCGCCCACCCGUCGAGGGCCCCGACGCCGACUUCUUCGCCGGUAUCGAGCUCACCGAAGAGGUUACUGGGUUCUUCGUACAGUGCGACAUUUGCAAGGUCUGGCAGCACGGCGCCUGCGUCGGCAUCUUCAGCGCCGAGGCGUCGCCCGACGAGUACUUUUGCGAGCAGUGCCGCAAGGACCUUCACAGGAUUCACACAGCCAGUAAUGGGCAAAAAUACUCCAAAUACCUCCCCCUCCAUCAAGCCUCACGAACGACCUCGCGCGCGACGUCGAUAGCAAAGGAUGGUGCCCGCUCCCCGAAACCGGGCGGCUCGAAGAGGGAGCGCCUCAGCUCCGCCUCGCAAGCCGCUGCAAAGAGGCGAUCCACGAUGAAUAGCCGCGACGCCGCAUACGAUGACGAGUUGCUCCGCCGAGUGAUUGAGGCGAGCAAGGAGGACGCGCCUCCCGACACAUCAGACACGGCCUCCAGGCCAGCGAAGCGAGGGCGAAGCGACAGCGAAGAAAACGGCACAAUCGCCAAGCGGCAGCGCACUGGCUCUCGCUCCGUGUCACCCCCGGUAGAACAGCCGGACACAAACGGUGGAGACGCCUCGGACGAGGACUCCAGCGCCCGCAACGGUGCCAAGAAAUCAAGGAAUAACAGAAGUCAGCGGGAAAAGUCUGAGAAGGAGGACAAGGAACAGCAGAGGCAGGAGGCAGCAAACAAGCGCAAGGGCCGGGCCGAACGGCGCCGGGCAGAAGACUCAGACUUGUCGGAAGAGAUGCCUCUAGCGGCAGCUAAAGUCGUCCAGAGCAAGAGCGUCGAGCCACCGAGCGUCGAGGAAACACCUACUCCCGCACAGCCGCCGGGCACGCCGCCCACGAGCAACCCAACAGGCACGGCGGGCACAACCCAUAAGAGGGCCGCGCGAAGCUCCCACAAGAGAGGCAAGGGGCGGAACCAAUACACCAAGGACCGGGAGGCAGACGACGAGUCGCCGGCUCGCUCCAUGUCGCGAGAUAUCCAGAAGAACGCGGACGAACCUAGCCACGGCAAGGCACCGGGCGAUGGCAAGCACGGGCACAGGGGCAAGCAAGCUGCCGCGCACAAGAUGAGCAUGCUGGACAUGAAGCGCCGGGUAGCCGCGAUUAUGGAGUUCAUCUCGCGGACGCAGGUGGACCUGGCGGGUGAGCACGGUGGCUCCACCACCACCACCAGCGGUGCCGACACGCCGCAAAAGGACGAGGCUGCCGGUGCCAACGGGGACGCGACGGCUGCCAAGGCGGGCGGCGAGGGCAGAAACGGCGCGACGCCAGACGCGUCCGACGCCAAGGGGUUCAAGGAGCUCAGCUGCAUGGAGAUGAUGGACGUCCUGACACGCGAUAUGGUCAAGUGGCAGAACCAGUACUCAUGA